ACGGAAAUAUGUGGUGUAAGAUAGGAACAAAACUGCUAAUCUUGCUACCUGUCGUCAGGUGUGAUGCAUGCAGGUGCCUCUUGCACAGGAUUUCACACCUGAUGCAUUUUGGUGCCUUCCUGAUCCUUAACAGCAAACAGACCACCAUCACACACCCAUCUCCAGGCUAUAUAUAUGUGUUCCAUCCUACACCUGAUACCUAGAUCAUCGACAUCUGUCCUUUUCAACAUUGACGAAGACGCCUGAGCGACCGACCAGCUGCCUCUUGAUUCAUCAUGAGUGUCAAAUCCGUCCAAUCCGUGCAGCGGAGUUCCUCCUUCUACCAAAAGGGCAGUGGCGUGGUCAGAAGCACUUCGAGUGUGUAUGGCGGGGCAGGUGGAAGCGGCGCGCGCGUCUCAGCGUGGUCCGCGCCGCCCAGGAUCCAGGGGGGCUCGUUCUUCGAUCGCACCUCCGUGUUCAGGUCAAACCUCGGCGUGGGCCUCCACUACGACGAACAGGCCACCAUGCAGAACCUGAACGAGCGUCUGGCCAGCUACCUGGAGAAGGUGUGCACGCUGGAGAAGGCCAACGCCGAGCUGGAGCUGAAGAUCAAGGAGAGCUACGGGCAGAGGAUCAUUGUGUCAGAAGACUACAGCCAGUACCAUGUCACCAUCGAAGGCCUAUUUAAAAAGAUUUCCAUGGCCAGCCUGGAAAACACCAGGGUUUCUUUGGACAUUGAAAAUGCUCGAUUGGCUGCUGAGGACUUCAAACUGAAGUAUGAGACUGAACUCGCCAUGCACCAGGCAGUGAUGGCUGACAACACCAGCCUCAAGGGUGUCCUGGAUCGGCUGACUAUAUCGCGCUCCGACCUAGAGAUGCGGAUCGAGGGUCUGAGAGAGGAGAUGGCCUUCCUGAGGAAGGACCACCUGGAGGAAAUGGCCGUCCUGAGAGUGGAGGUGAAAAAGCAUCUGGUGACCGUGGAGGUGGACGCGCCGGCCCCGGAGGACCUGGCUCGGAUCCUGGAUGAGAUGCGUGCCCAAUACGAGGCCACCAUCGUUAAGAACACGCGUGACAUUGAGCUCUGGUACAACACCAAGAUGAAGGAGUUAAACCCAAAUGGUUGUAACUGGAACAUUGAACUGGACAAGCUGCGCAUUCAGCUCAGUGAAAUGAGGAGAAGUAUGCAGAAACUGGAGAUCGAGCUGCAGUCCUCAUUCAGUCUGAAUGCGGCCCUUAAGGUCUCUCUGCAGGAGAUCCAGUCUCGCUUCAGCCUGCAGCUUGGUCAGUUCCAGUCCAUCAUCAGAGUCCUGGAGGCCGACGUGAGCCAGGUGCGCAUCGACAUCGAGAGGCAGAGCAGCGAGUACAAGAUGCUGCUGGACAUCAACACCCGGCUGGAGCUGGAGAUCGCUGAGUACAAGAGACUGCUGGACGGAGAUGGCUUGCUGCCGUUAAUUAAGAAGACUGACAGUGAUAUUUCAAUCUGCAUUAGUACUAUACACGAGCCUCAAAUGACCAAGAGGACGAGGACCAUCGAGGAGGUGAUUGUGGAUGGAAAAGUGAUCUCCCGUGAGGAGGACGUGGAAGAGGAGCUGCUAGUGAGAGAGGAACUCUGACCCCAGGUCUCAUGGUGACAAGACAGGAGAAGUGACCAACGCAGCAGCGUAAACAGUAACAAUCUGCCAUGGAUACAAAGCAAAUGGAGAUUGGUCUUUGACAUUGAAGUCUCAAGCAGUUGUAACUAGCAAUAAAAAGCAGUGGUUGCUGCUUGUGCAAGUAGCUGUGCAUACAAAUGUGUGUGUGUGUGUGUGUGUGUGUGUGUUGUUUUUUGACCGAAGGUAAUAUAAAGUUCCCUUUACCUUCCCACCUUCUAAGUCAGGGCUGAGGGCAUGUUGUCUGUUUCCCAAGUCUGGAUUUUACUAAGAGUGUUGAGUUAUAGUUGCGGACUGCACCUACAAUGUGUGUUGAGGACAAUGUUUGCUGGUGCU
Molecule: messenger RNA, 1964 nt
Organism: Alosa alosa (allis shad)
Lineage: Eukaryota; Metazoa; Chordata; Actinopteri; Clupeiformes; Clupeidae
Product: keratin, type I cytoskeletal 19-like
Exons: 8
Coding region: 276-1592 (438 amino acids)
Molecular function (GO): structural molecule activity
Source: RefSeq, a predicted model, not a curated record